AUGUCGAUGUCUAUUUCAUCAGACUCUGCGCCGGAUCCCGAUCUCAAUACUAUACCACUCCUCAGCCUAGACUCCACAACCCUCUUCGAGGUCAAGACCGUCCAGCGCCACAGGAAGCGUCCAACAAGCGAGACGCGCAUCUUGCCUGUUCUCUCCUUGCCUUUUAUGGCGACCCCUGCUAUCUUCCCUCCCGCGCUCAUCCAGCAAUGGAUCGAGCAGGGAAAGGCGCGACUACUACCUGAUCAACAAGUUCAGGUCGACCUCAUGGCAAUGCUUGCGUUUGCAGAUCGGGAGUAUACUGGAUGUGACGAUGAUUAUGGUGACUUGGUGUUUCCUACUCACUGGAAUACCGCCGCGGUCCUCGAGUAUGUCGGCUUUUCGAAGAGCCGGUCCUUGGAACUCUUGCAUGCAUAUCACCAGACCGUUGAGGAUGGCCCCACAAACUUCACGCUGUGCGAGUACGCCAUCGAGGCCACAAUUGGGGCGACGCCAGCCCUUAGCAACGCCGACAGUGACUGGCGAGCAUAUAUGGAGUCCCUAGGUCUGUCAGAGGCAACAAUCCAGAGACAAAUGAAUGACGACGUCAGGAAAGUGCGUGCGUCAUCUACAAUGGACGCCUGGAUUUGGGAAAUCUUACAAGUGGACACGGCCAGAAAGGCAGUUCAUCUAAACCCGCCCAACAACCCUCUCAGCAAGGACCUGCGGGCCAAGGGGAAAUCCAACAGGAGAUCAGGGAAGAUGGAACAAUCUCGCCUUGUGUUAGCGUUCAAGACGUUUUAG
Molecule: messenger RNA, 780 nt
Organism: Scedosporium apiospermum
Lineage: Eukaryota; Fungi; Ascomycota; Sordariomycetes; Microascales; Microascaceae
Exons: 3
Coding region: 1-780 (259 amino acids)
Source: RefSeq, a predicted model, not a curated record